Pteropus alecto (black flying fox) is the source of this 499-nucleotide messenger RNA. RefSeq names its product S100 calcium binding protein A8 (gene S100A8). Gene Ontology annotation, cellular component: cytoplasm. The coding region runs from base 162 to 443 and encodes 93 amino acids. Lineage: Eukaryota; Metazoa; Chordata; Mammalia; Chiroptera; Pteropodidae. The record is from RefSeq and is a predicted model, not a curated record. The transcript is spliced from 3 exons. Gene Ontology annotation, biological process: leukocyte migration involved in inflammatory response; response to lipopolysaccharide; neutrophil aggregation. Gene Ontology annotation, molecular function: calcium ion binding.
AACCAGGGGCUGUGGCAACCCUGGAGGGAGCAGCCGCCUCCGAUGGCCCGAGGGCGGCCGGCCACGCCCCGCCGCUAUAAAAGGGAGCAGCUGCGGCUCAGCGGCACAUCCUGCCAACUGUUUCCCAGACACCCGGUGGCACGGACAAACCCUCGAGCACCAUGCUGACGGAGCUGGAGAGCGCCAUGAACAACUUCAUCGACAUCUUCCACAGGUACUCCCUGGAGAAGGGCAACUACCACGCCCUCUACAGGGACGACCUGAAGAAGCUGCUGGAGGCCGAGUGUCCUCAGUACAUGAAGAAGAAGGAUGCGGACACCUGGUUCAAAGAGCUGGAUGUCAACAAAGACAGCGCCGUCAACUUCGAGGAGUUCCUGGCGCUGGUGGUGAAGGUGGGCGUGGCGGCCCACGAGGACAUCCACAAGGAGGACCACAACGAGUAGCACAGAUGGCCGGCCCCGGGCUGUCCCUGGAGGAGAAUAAAGGAGUUGAUACCUCA